Messenger RNA from Pyrus x bretschneideri (Chinese white pear), 2412 nucleotides. Its product is annotated as ATPase WRNIP1. Lineage: Eukaryota; Viridiplantae; Streptophyta; Magnoliopsida; Rosales; Rosaceae. Gene Ontology annotation, cellular component: nucleus. Gene Ontology annotation, molecular function: single-stranded DNA helicase activity; enzyme activator activity; DNA binding. The record is from RefSeq and is a predicted model, not a curated record. Gene Ontology annotation, biological process: regulation of DNA repair; DNA-templated DNA replication. The transcript has a single exon. Bases 362 to 2134 code for a protein of 590 amino acids.
AGGGUUUAGUAACAAGGGUUUCGCAAUCCCAUCUCAAUCCGUCUCCUCUCUCUCUCGUGCGCUCGCAUUCCUUCCGUCGUCUCUCUCUCGCGUUCUCCUGCGUUAAAUCGUCUUCUCCAUCGCCGAAUCGAAUGGGCACUUCCACUUCUCACAAGGGAUCCAAUUCUUCGCCGAUUAAGCAGAGCCCAAUCUCCAAGACUAUGAAUUUGAGAUCCCAAGCCUCUGGUUGCUGAGAAAAUGGGUUGAAAUCGAUUGGAAUUUGAGAUCCGACAGAUUCAAUCGCUGCCUUGUUUUUUUAUUUGGAUUUAUCGUUUUUCUCUUAUUUAAUAAAAGAAGAAAACACAAACCAGACUCCAGAGAGAUGGAAAUGGAGCAGCUGCUGAGCAUGGGCUUCCCCAGCGAGUUGGCGGCCCAAGCCCUAGCUGCCACAGGAACAGGGGGCAACUCCAUUCUCAAGGCCACAGAAUGGAUUCUCAACCGCGAAUCAUCCACAUCCGCCGGCACUAGCACGAAUCCGAGCCCGAUUUCAUCCGGGCGGCCUUGCCAACCCAAGCUCGACCGCUUCUUUCUGUUCCAGUCCAAGCCUCCUUCCUCCGAUUCUCCACGUCCCGUCCCCGCUUCCGCUCGCAAACUACAAGAGGGAUCGGAAUCCACCCCAGCCGCAGGGGGAGAGGGGCCAGAAGAAGAAGCUCCACUCUCCAAGUCGAAACGUCUCAAACUAGCGAUCCCAGCAAACCCCAAAAAUGCCGACAACAACACCAACGAGCCGUUGUCGGAGCGCAUGCGCCCUCGCACCUUAGACGACGUCGUGGGCCAAGACCACCUACUUGCCCCAAACUCUCUGCUCCGCUCCGCAAUCGACUGCGAACGUCUCCCUUCUCUUGUGUUCUGGGGUCCACCAGGCGUCGGCAAGACCUCCAUUGCCAAAUCCAUCAUCAAUUCCGCCUCCCGCCCUUGCUCCUCCUACCGAUUCGUUUCGUUGUCCGCCGUCACUUGCGGGGUUAAAGACGUGAGGGACGCUAUCGACGAGGCCCGCAAGAAGAAACAGGCGGCUAAGAAAAAACAAACAGUGCUGUUCGUGGACGAGGUUCACAGGUUCAACAAGUCGCAGCAGGACUCGUUCUUGCCCGUCAUCGAAGACGGCAGUAUAGUCUUCAUGGGGGCCACCACCGAGAACCCUUCCUUCCAUUUGAUCAGGCCGCUCUUGUCUCGCUGCCGAGUUCUUGUUCUCCACCCUCUGAGACCCCACGCGGUUGAGCUCCUUCUCAAGCGGGCCGCCAAUGACUCCGAUAAGGGAUUGGCUCGCGGUGUGCGGAUGCCUGUACAUGUCAAUGAUGAGGCCAUCCAUUUCAUCUCCGCCAACUGCGAUGGCGAUGCUCGGGUGGCACUCAAUGCCUUGGAAGUUUCUGCAACAACAGCAGCUACCCGAGCAGCCUCUACCUCUAGUUCCUCGAUCUCUAACUCUACCCCUACCUCUACGAAUGAUGAUGAUGAUCGUGAUCAUAAUAAGUUAGUGGCUACUGCUGUUGUUACCUUAGAGGAUGCCAAAGAGGCCUUGCAAUGCAAACAUGUCGCCUCUGACAAAGCGGGGGAAGAACACUAUAAUCUCAUCAGUGCCCUUCACAAGUCCAUGAGAGGAAGUGAUGCUAAUGCGGCCAUUUAUUGGUUGGCAAGGAUGCUAGAAGGAGGCCAAGAACCUCUAUAUAUUGCCCGCAGACUCAUACGGUUUGCUAGUGAAGAUGUUGGGUUGGCUGACCCAUCCGCACUGAGCCAGGCCGUUGCUUGUCAUCAGGCUUGCCAUUUUCUGGGAAUGCCAGAGUGCAAUGUCAUUCUUGCACAGUGUGUGGCUUACUUGGCAUUGGCUCCUAAAUCUGUCGCUGUUUAUAAAGCAAUAGGGAGUGCACAACAAGUGGUGAGGGACUCUGUCGGACAGAAUGAGGGAGUGCCUCUUCAUCUGAGGAAUGCGCCUACCAAGCUAAUGAAGGAACUUGGGUAUGCCAACGGAUACAUCUACCCACCUGACAAUCCCUCAGCCAGUGCCACGCAGGCAUAUCUACCACCCUCACUUGAAGGUUACAAGUUCCUGGAUUGGCCGAUCACUAGUAAUAGCACCAAAACCAAAUCCGAUGGAUGAGAGGUCUUUGGUUCAGGCAUCCGGGAGUUUCGAAGAUGGUAAUAUGAUCUAGACUCUGCUGCUGGUUAGUGGUUAGCACUCAUCACUGAUCUGUUUUUGUGGACGAUGAUGUUCUUGUGUAACCUGGCAGUGCAUAUGAUUUUUGUUCGUACAUAUAUAUCUUUACAACCAGAACCAGACAAAUGACAAUAGUUUUGAAGUUGCUUACUGUCAUGACAAACAAUACAAUUGGGACUAAGUUUUAUGUUCAGAAUUGAAUAUAAAUAGGCUUUGGGUUA